ACUCCAUACAAGGACUGGUGUUUUCCUAAGUGUUUAGAUUUUCUGGAAAGUAAAUGCUCACUAAGAACGUUUGAUCGACAACUGUGUCAAAAUGAAUUUAAAAGUCAUGUAUACUCAACGAUGAAUCAUCAGUCAAUAUCGAAAAGCGCGAGAAACAAAGCUACUAGACUUUAUAAUAAUAUAGAAGAGAUAUUUAAUUCAAAAGAAGUUUCUACUUUUUUCGAAAGAAUGGACGUAAAGGCGCUUGAAGAAUCCAAGAGGGAGUUACUAGUCGUCAAAAAAUCAUUGUUUGAAACAGAGGUUCAGCUCACUGUUGAAGAUCAAAAACUAGCAACUAUUUCUUCUAAUUCUACUUCAGAAGCCUCAAGUACUGGUGAAGCUUCCAAGAGGAAGCGCGAAGAAGAACAAGAAGCUGUGGAUCCAAGUGAGAAAUCCCUUCAAUACUUAUUUGGGACCGAUGUUCAAUGUUCUGAGAAUAUGAAAUCAAUCUGUCAACGUCAUAAUGAACUGUAUUCAAAUGACUCUUUAAUCGAUUUAUGUCCUAGUUCAAACUUCAUCAAACAACUUCCUUAUGGGACUCUGGUAUCAUACCUUAAAGAGCUUGAUGAUAGGAUCGAGAAUUUAAUUCCAUCUGAUUUACAUGAAUUUUUUACGAAUUUCUUCCAGCAAAAUUUGACCGCUGUGCGAAUUUUACGUAAAACAUUACCAUUAUUCAUCAUGGCAUUUUCGAUGGGUCCACAAAACCCUCUACUUAAUUUGGUUACCUUAGAAAAGCCACACCUGAACUCUUUUGUGCACCCAUGCUUGCAGGCUGUUUUGUGGUACAUAUCAUUGAUAAGCUAUGAAUUUGGGGAGAUUGGGUCCAAAAACCAUGUAAAGCGUGAAUGUGCUGAUGGUAUAGGUUACUUAAACACUGCUGACAAGUUCCAACUAGUAUAUGUGGAAGGAUCAAGGCCACAUGCUAGAGAUGAGAAAGAGAUAGCGGAUGCUACCAAAAUUUCAAAUAAUCUCCAAAAAAUUUUCUUAAACAUAGUCAAAGAUAACGCAAAGUGCAGAAGACGGCUACCAAAAUCUCUUGCCGUCUUUGGUGGACAAAGUUUCCAACUUCGAAUCCAUCUGCAAUUCAUGGAUUAUUGUGGAGAAAAGUUCCGGCUAAAUGAAGUAGAUAAUACGAAUCUCCCAAGGGAUUUCACGGAGAUGGAAGAUUUUGUACUGUUCUAUGAAUGCGUGAUAAAGUGGGCUUUGUUAGCUCGUGAAGUAAAGGAGGGGUUCGAGGAAUCGAGGGCGCAAAAGAGGCCUUCAAGGCUUUCAUACUUCAAUAACCUGAGUUUAGUCGACACUUUAUAG
This is a messenger RNA of Funneliformis geosporum, 1347 nucleotides long. The record is from the annotation of a GenBank genome assembly. NCBI's taxonomy places the organism in Eukaryota, Fungi, Glomeromycota, Glomeromycetes, Glomerales, Glomeraceae.